Molecule: messenger RNA, 1233 nt
Organism: Sphaeroforma arctica JP610
Lineage: Eukaryota; Ichthyosporea; Ichthyophonida
Exons: 1
Coding region: 41-892 (283 amino acids)
Biological process (GO): lipid metabolic process
Source: RefSeq, a predicted model, not a curated record
GGGUAGUAGAUUCUAUAUUUUACUUCACUCCUCCAACACGAUGUUCAAACUUGUAAGCAUUUCGAUCUUGGCUUCCGUUGCAGCAAUGGGAAUAGUGCCUCACGAGGGUGAGCCUCUUGCACAAGGCUUUGAGAAUCGCGUACGAGGUAUUCUGCCCAGAAACCAAACACUUGAUGGUGACGAACCACAGCCCCGAUUUUUUGGCAUCUUUGACGAGGACUGGGAAUUCUAUGAUUACGUUACCGAAACAAUCAGCUCAUGGCUUGAGCAGAAAACCCUUGUCGCUGCUGGGUUUGUUAGUGACCCGUAUCCUUAUGAGUUCGGCAGUGAUGCUUUCAAGGUUCAAAUUCACGAUGCGGAAUGUUACGUUGUAGUCCAGGCGACCGACAGUUUGUCCGACUGGAUCUCCAACGUUCAGUUCUUUAAAUCCAAUUAUUAUUAUGAUGGUCACUACGUGGGAACAGCGCAUAGUGGGUUUGUAGACGCGUAUAAUACAUUCGCAGCGACGGGUAUGCAUGAGAUGGUCAACCGUUUAUGCAGCAACGUCAACCACAUUAAUUUCGUGGGUCACUCGCGCGGAGCAGCAAUUGCUACUCUACUUGCCACUUCAUAUCACGUGCAUUCGCGCUUCACUGUGGAUUUGUUCACGUUUGGAGCACCUCGGAUAUUGGAAGAUGCGAGCUCAGAUUUAUUUCACCGCGCCUUCACACAGGUGCGUGUGAUGAAUAACGAUGAUCCGGUGACAGCCACGAUGGGCUUAUACGGGAAACACUUUGGGCUUGUUGUUUGUCUCAACUGUCGCGAGACUGAGCGAGAUAGCUCUGAAAAUGGCAAUCCUUUGAACCAUAAAAUGACAAAUUACCUGGGCACAAUCAAAAAGGUUUUUGGGUGAAAGUCGACAAAAGGAGAACGCAGAUGGAUUACAAUAUAAUUUACGCACUCUCUUGAGACCUUGUGGGAAAGCAGUUUGUAUGUAGAUCUACUUAAUACCACGAGUACUACGACCCAAGUACAUGACAGCGUUGCUAUGGGUAUGGUCUAUUUUCUUAUACUAAGGAUGCGCAUUCUCUGGCUGAGGUGUUUUUAGUGGCAGCGCAUACGAUUUAGUGUUAGUCUAUAAACUACAAUUUACCGCACUAUGCAACUCCCUAUGCAAUUUUUUUUGCCAUAGAUGUAGCUUUUUUUGUUAAAAAAUACGACCAAUAAAGUUAAAACCUUUGAAGAAUGCACGAG